Messenger RNA from Halteromyces radiatus, 5868 nucleotides. RefSeq lists its product as uncharacterized. Lineage: Eukaryota; Fungi; Mucoromycota; Mucoromycetes; Mucorales; Cunninghamellaceae. The record is from RefSeq and is a predicted model, not a curated record. The coding region runs from base 46 to 5790 and encodes 1914 amino acids. Gene Ontology annotation, cellular component: nucleus. Gene Ontology annotation, biological process: protein phosphorylation; telomere maintenance; DNA damage checkpoint signaling. Gene Ontology annotation, molecular function: protein serine/threonine kinase activity; protein binding. The transcript is spliced from 13 exons.
AUUUCUUUCCCCUCUUUUUCCUCUACAAUUACGAUUGUUGACUAUAUGGAUUAUGUGAUCAAGGCAAUUGAAGCGAUACAAAAGGAAGAAUGUAUCGUGGCCAGAAAGAUCAUUUCAUCCUUGCCUAAGAAACUGAAAAGAGAUCUACCUACCAAACUCUCUUUUGAACAACAACGCACUUUGUUAUUCUUCACCAUCGAUCGACUUCCCAGUAGUGUUGACAAUAAAGAUAAUGUGUGUACGACAGUGGCAUCUUUAUUUGACCAAAGUUUGGCAAGAUAUAUCUACAAUCAUAUUCAUAUUGUCGUUCCUUAUGCUUUACAAUUGCCCAUCCCAAGCAUACACAUCGACAAUAACAACAACAACAGUAACAAAGAUACAGUACCAACAGUGACAACAAAUAUACCGGAAAACAUAUUGAUGAAUGCCAUUGCCAGUACUUUAUUCACCACCACGGAAAAGUUGUAUCAGGAUUAUGGUUAUUUAGCCAUUGUUUAUUGUCUUUUGUUACCAGUCUCUACACCUACUAGUCAACGUCUUUUAUUAUUGGAACAUACUUUCAACUCACUACGCGCUUAUAUACAGCGAGAUCACGAAACGCGAACAGAAAACGACAAUUUAUCAUUAGACGAUCUACCAAAACGAUUGAUGGAAAGUCAUGUUACUCGUAUUACCGCUUUGCUCUCUGUUGAACUUUAUCAACCCAACAAUGAACAUGUGAUAGAUGGUUUGAAUAAGGUCAAGGAUUGGUCUGGACAUCAUACAAAAUCAUUGGCUGAUUAUCUAGAAUUCUAUAUGCUUGGUAUUCUUAGUCAUAUCAACCAAAUCUUAUCGCAACCACUUCCUUCUUCCGAUCAAAAAAAUGCUCUACUUUCUUUGGUGGUUAUUUUGGAUACUAUUGGUCCUGGAGCAUCGAAAUUCAUUCCUCAGGUCCUAUCCACGGCUCAAAUGGAUCAACAUACCUGUUAUCAUUCAGAUGGAGAUGGCAAUGCAUACUACUUGCUAUGGAAUAGAUUACUCUCUCUUUCGUGUAUGGACGGGAAAUCUCCUUUGUUCAGCAAUGUGAUACGUGGUAUGGCUCAUAUUCUUCCAUUGUGCGAUCAUGAAACAAAACUGAAAAUUACCAACGAUCUGACACAUGCUAUCAAAUCACUUUUUGUUCAAUCUGAUAAUACUAAUAAUAAUCCAUCGAUCUUGGAUGACCUUCCUGACUUGCCCGAUUAUCAAGAACUAGAACCUUUACGACAAUGGAUUAUGGAAGAAAGAAAUAACAAUGGUAACGACAAUGAUGAAAGUGACACAGUACCAAUGGUCAGUAGUGCAGUGGACUAUUUGGAGAUACAAAAAAAGCAAGAUAUAUUGAAAAGAUUGAUUGUGAAUAUGUCCAUGGACGAAGUCGUACCAUCUUUUGAUUCAUUACAACAAUUGUAUCGGAUUCUCUCGCGCGAUCAACACAUCAUUUACUCUCCUGGAAAUACGAAUCAAAUCCGACCUCUACUUGGUGAAUUAUAUCAAUUACUUUUACGCAUUAUUCAACAGAACUCGUAUCGUCAAGAUCUAUGUGGACUAGCUGCUGCCUGUUUAGGACUUAUUGGUGCCAUUGAUCCAAGUCGACUUUUAUCUGCAACACAGCGAAAAGAAUUGAUGAUUAAAAUCAAGACAGAAGAAUGUCAAAACAACAACAAUGAUGAUGAUGAUGGGAAUAAUAUUAGGAUCCAAUCUCAACUGUAUGAUAGAGACAUGAUUGUGUUGGAAAACUAUUCGAAAUUAGGGGAAAAUCAGGCAUUUGUCAUGCAUCUGAUAUUACACUACUUUUUACCUACACUCCAAGCACCUCGAUCUGUAGGAUCAUCUAACCAAUCAACAUCAUCUGUAUCAAUAUCAGCAUCUUCAUCAUCGACAACACAUAAAAUGGAUGAAAUGAUUCAAAAAUCAAGUCAAUAUGCUAUUCAACAAUUACUUCGAGCAGUGGCCAUUACACCCAACACCAUCCAACAAAAGCAAAAUGAAGCAAAUAUCGUGUGGUCAGCAUUAGAUUCUACAGUAAAAAGUUUUCUUUCACCCUUAUUCUAUUCCAACUUUUCCGCCGAUAUUCAAUUCGCUGAACGAUCACUACCAUUGUACGAAGUCGCCAAUGAUUCUUUUGAUGAUUGGUUACGUUAUUUUUAUGGCUUUUUAUAUAGAAAGGUGAUCAUCACUUCAACGAUAUCAACAAACAUUCAACAAACAUCCAACACAAGUUCAGUAAAUGUGGAGACGCAAAUGGUUCGCAUUUUUGAAGCAUGUAUCCCAUCCGUAGAGGCUGGUCAUACUAUUUUGACACAACAUUUGAUUCCUUUUUUGGUGCUUCGUGUCCUUCUUUCUGCUGAUCCUGUUGCAAGAGAUCGACAACAAGUUUUGGAAGAAAUUUUAGGUGUAUUGAAAUGUGAUCAUUUUGGUCCUGAAAUGAAACAACGUUCUCUCAAGAUGGUGGUCUCAAUUACAAAUCAUUGUCAAACGUGGAUCCGACAAAAAAUGCAAGAAAAGAAACAAAAAUUGAAAUAUACAAGUAGUCGUGAAGACAUGGAAAUCAAUACAGUGCGCAAAUUCUUAAAUUGUAUUCCCAAUAGUCUGAUGGCCAAAGCAGCAUUUCGAACUGGAAAUUACCCUCAAGCAUUGAUGCAUAUGGAACUUUUAUAUAGGGAAAAUCAAGAUAAUCUUCCUGCUGAGGAUGUUGAUGAUCUAUGUCAGACUUAUAUGCAUUUAGAAGGUCCUGAAAUCAUGUCGGUGGUGUUGUCAAAGUUCAAUCCUUCGUUUACUCGUACACAAGAAAUUCUUCGGUUUGAAAGUCGUGGAGAAUAUCAAUAUGCCAAACUCUGUUAUGAAAACAUUCUUUUAGAGUCUCCACAAUCAUCAGCAACUUUGUCAACAACGCAGAAAAACAUUCAUUCGCAACAACAGCAAGAGCAACAACAACAAGAAGAUCAACUUUUAUUCAUGGAUCGAUAUUUCAAUUGUUUACGUCAUCUAGGGGAUUAUGAUCGAAUCAUCAAUCACGCAGGCAGUAUUGUAGAUCAACAAGGAGAACAAAACUGUAUGAUGGAACAACAAUCUAUAAUGUUACAACAUGUCAAUGCAUAUCGAGCGGAGGCGGCAUGGAAAUCAUCUAACUGGCAAUUACUUCAUGAAUGUGUCAAACAACCAAUGGAAGAUACAUUUGAUGCAUCGGUAGCGCGUGUGCUGGCUCAUAUGCAAUCCAACAAACAAUUGGCUAUUUAUUUGGAUCUCCAACAUGCAAAGAUGAAUCAAAUUGCCAAGAUCUGUCAAAAUAGUUUUCGGGCCUAUUCACAUUCCUAUGAUGCUGUUUUACGAUUACAGCUUUUACAAGAUUUGGAAACAAUUGUUGAACGCCGAUUUGAAAAUUACAACAACAACAACAAGAAUAAUAAUAACAUAAGUUGUAUGAUUGAUGAUGCAUCUGAUAGUGAUUUCUUGUUGUGGAAAACAAAAUUCUCUCUUGUCAAGCCUUCGUAUCAUACUCAACGACAAUUACUAGAUAUACGGAUUGCCUCCGAGUUUGGGAUUUGGAAAAACAACCAUUGGCAACAGCCAUCCUUGGAUAUCAAGAAAGAGACACCAACGAUAAUGACUCGAACGGAAAGGGAACUAAGGCUUUUGUUAGCGAAAACGGCAAGAAAACAAAAGGAUAUGACAACAGCAUUACAGAUCAUCUAUACCAUCGACCCUGAUAUUGAACCUUUGGCCCUGAUAGAACAAGCAAAAUGGUAUUAUGAAAAAAAGGAUAUCAAGUUAGCGGUUCAGAGAUUACUAGAUCCACGGUUACAAGGUAAUAUCAAGGCCAAAUUUUUAUAUGCUCGUUACUCUGAAAUCGGUCACCGGCGAUCUUCCCCAGAUAGACAAGUUUUAGAAUAUCGUAAGAUUACUAAACUUUAUACUGAAAUCAGGCAAGAAUCACCAACUUGGGAAAAGGCAUUUUAUCUCAGUGGAGCCUUUGAAGAACGCCGUGGUGGAAUAUCUACAAAGGAUCCUCUAUUUUUUAAACGUGCAAAGGGAGCCAUUUCUCUUUAUGCAGAUGCUUUAAAGAUUGGAUCCAGAUAUUAUUACAGCACCAUGCCUCGACUUUUAUCUCUAUGGUUACAAAUAGCAGAAUCCAGACGUGAUAUUAGGGAACAACAACAAACAAAAGAAGUCGAUGAAAACUUAUAUGAAGCCAUUCAUGAUGCUUAUACCAGUGCUAAUCGAUGUAUUUUGAUGUCUGUGGAUAAAAUUCCUCCUUAUUUGUUUGGAUUGACUUUACCGAGAUUGGUAUCAAGAUUGGCUAUUGAAGAUAGAGAAGUGGCGUUGACUUUGGCAAAAAUCAUCCUUUCUGUUUUUUUGGCUUAUCCUCGAACCACCAUUUGGGCAUUACAACUUGCAUUACAUUCAGAUGAUAUCAAUAUGAAAACUCGAUCCUCUUCUAUUCUUCAGCAGGCAGAGAAAAUUCAACCCAAUUCACUGGUGACAAGAGUGAUUCAUCAAACAAGGGAAUUCAUUCGCUAUCUUGAAAUGGUGGCUAAAGAAAAAAAUAUACAACCUACUCCUCAUGGUAAUCUAUCCAAAUAUCAUGGGUUAUUGCAAAUGGAAGAUUUAGAUAUCUGUAUUCCUCAAGAAAUGGCACUCCUUCCUAGUCUUCCUGAAUCUAUCUCUUCCUCCCCAUUGUCAUCCUCUACUGGUAUGCUUUAUGCUCACAAGCACGAACCUUAUCCGACCGACUUACCCACUAUUGUCCGUGUCCUUCCUACAAUGCAAGUAAUGAACUCUUUACAAAAACCAAAACGACUCUCCUUCAAAGGUAGUGAUGGUAAAACGUACGAUUUCUUAUGUAAAGCCAAUGAUGAUUUACGCAAGGAUGCUCGUAUGAUGGAAUUUAGUCAUAUGAUUAAUAAAUUCUUGACCAAGAAUGCUAUCUCUCGUCAACAAAGACUCUAUAUUCGAACAUAUGCAGUGAUUCCUUUAGGUAAGAAAUGGGGUUUGAUCGAAUGGAUCAACAAUCUGAAUUCGUUCAAGGCCAUCGUGUGUGAUUUAUGGAAUGUGAAAGGAACAGAUGGAGCACGACUUUUGGAUCGACUUCGACGUUCGAUCAAGGCACAUCACGACAAAAGCAGUGGCAUGAGCAAUAAUGCGUUGGUGGAAGAAAAGACACGGUUUCUUGUGAAAGAGAUUUAUCCUCAUAGUCCUUUGGUAUUCUACAAAUGGUUUUUGGACAAUUUCCCAGAGCCAGCACAAUGGUUUGCCAGUCGAUCAAGAUAUGUACGCACAUUGGCGGUGAUGUCGAUAGUAGGUUAUGUUCUUGGUUUGGGUGAUCGACAUGCGGAGAACCUGAUGUUCGAUGCUACUAAUGGUGAUACUUUCCAUGUGGAUGUCAAUAUGUUAUUCGAUCAAGGUCAAGAACUUGCUGUACCUGAAACAGUUCCAUUUCGUCUGACUCGUAAUCUGAUUGAUGCGAUGGGGGUGACUAAAGAAGCUGGCCUUUUUAAGAAAUCAUGUAUGAUCACUUUAGAUGUCCUUCGUGAAAAUCGUACGCAACUCAUCAGUGUGUUUGAAACCUUUUUACAUGAUCCUAUUGGUGAUUGCCGUCGGAAAUAUAUUGGUUUACCUCAUGAGAAAGUAGCUCAAAGUGAAAUUGAAGCCAUUUCUACCAAGAUCCGAUCCCAGUUAUCUGUGCAAGCUGAGGUGGAAAAUUUGAUUCGUGAAGCUUCUUCUAACAAGAAUUUGGCACAAAUGUACUUUGGCUGGUCCGCUUUCAUUUGAUCAUGUAAUCUAUUCUACUCUAUAUUGUAUAUAUCUUUAUUAUUAUUAAUAUUUUUUUGUUAUUGUUUAUUCCAAAAU